Messenger RNA from Sesamum indicum (sesame), 922 nucleotides. Lineage: Eukaryota; Viridiplantae; Streptophyta; Magnoliopsida; Lamiales; Pedaliaceae. The record is from RefSeq and is a predicted model, not a curated record.
AUGAAUAUAGGCAUAGGUAAAGGAAAGGUAUGGUCAAAGGCAAUCACAGUGGUUGUUUCACCCAGAGCUGGAGUAGACUCACUCAUAGCAAAUACAUUGGUUAUUGAUAUGGAUGAGACUGAUCUCCCUAACGCGCUACAGCACCACUACACUAUAGAUAAGUAUAUUGGCAGCGGGAACACUGGUAGAACGUUCCCAUCAGGCAACAACGGAAGACCUGGGUACGGCAGAAGCAACAACGGAAGACCUGGGUACGGCAGAAGUCUUUCCAGAGCCAGGGACCGGCAUCGAAGAGAUUCUCACAGCUGGGAAGAGUGUCUGAUGCUCCAUCGAGACCAAGGAUGGUCAAGCGGUUUCCCCAGAGAUUUUAUCAUUAAUGCAACCUUCAUUUUGCUCAUUCAUGGAGUUGUAUUCAGUACCUCUAAGAAAUAUGAUUAUCCGCCGUUAGUCAGUAAUGUGGGUUGGCUUGGAUUACUUAGUGUUCUAAUAACCUUACUUCUGCUCGCCGCUGGCGCACCUCUCCUAACUAUUGCCUAUUUAUUCUGGAAUAAUCUUUUUAGGAGGGACAAUUUUACAUAUUUCUGCCAAAUCCUUCUAUUAUUAAGUGCGGCUGGUACCAUUUCGAUGUGUUUCGAUUCUUCCGAACAAGAGAGAUUUGAUGCUUUUAAAUUCAUUGUAUUAAUUCCACUUCCUACUCGCAGUAUGCUCUUUAUGAUCUCGACUUAUGAUUCAAUUGCCAUGUAUUUAGCUAUUGAGCCUCAAAGUUUAUGUUUUUAUGUGAUCGCAGCAUCAAAAAGAAAGUCUGAAUUUUCCACGGAAGCCGGCUCGAAAUAUUUGAUCUUAGGUUCAUUUUCCUCUGGAAUAUUAUUGUUUGGGUACGACCGGACAACUACCGAUAUCUAUUAAUAUCUUUUCUUAGAAU